This is a messenger RNA of Erigeron canadensis, 1938 nucleotides long. RefSeq names its product protein NRT1/ PTR FAMILY 3.1-like. Gene Ontology annotation, biological process: transmembrane transport. The record is from RefSeq and is a predicted model, not a curated record. Gene Ontology annotation, cellular component: plasma membrane. Bases 32 to 1777 code for a protein of 581 amino acids. Lineage: Eukaryota; Viridiplantae; Streptophyta; Magnoliopsida; Asterales; Asteraceae. The transcript is spliced from 4 exons. Gene Ontology annotation, molecular function: transmembrane transporter activity.
CACCAUAGACUACACAAAAAAAUCGGCAGAAAUGAACAUACAAGACAAAGACAACAACCAUAAUGGAAAAAGAACCAAAGGUGGACUCAUCACCAUGCCCUUCAUUUUUGCAAAUGAGGUAUGCGAGAAGUUGGCUGUGGUGGGAUUUCAAACGAAUAUGAUUAGCUACUUGACACAACAAAUUCAUAUGCCGAUAACCACAGCUGCCAACACGCUAACGAACUUUGGUGGCACGGCGAGCUUGACCCCUUUGAUCGGGGCGUUUAUAGCUGAUUCUUUUGCGGGGCGGUUUUGGACUAUCACAGUUGCUUCCAUUAUCUAUCAGAUUGGUAUGAUAUCAUUGACAGUAUCAGCAGUAGUACCAAAGUUAAGACCUCCACCAUGCCAAAAUGGAGAAAUAUGCCAAGAAGCCAAUACAGGCCAACUAGCAAUAUUAUACAUAUCACUACUUCUAACAGCAAUCGGGUCAGGCGGGAUCCGACCCUGUGUGGUUGCAUUCGGGGCAGACCAGUUUGAUGAAACAGAUGAAAAACAAAAGGCUAGUACAUGGAAGUUCUUCAAUUGGUAUUAUUUUUGCAUGGGGGUAUCUAUGCUUGUGGCGGUCACGGUAGUUGUUUACAUUCAAGAUAAUAUCGGGUGGGGUUGGGGACUGGGGGUCCCGUCUAUAGCAAUGGCUGUAUCGAUUGUUGCAUUCGUGUUUGGGCUCCCAUUGUAUAGGAAUAUGGACCCAGCAGGUAGCCCGUUUACGCGGUUGGUGCAAGUGUGUGUGGCAGCUUAUAAGAAGAGACACUUGCCAAUGGUUUCGGAUGCUAAGAUGCUUUAUGAGAAUGAAGAGCUUGAUGCUUCUAUCUCUGUUGCUGGAAGGCUUAUCCAUACUAAACAAAUGAAAUUCUUGGACAAAGCAGCCAUUGUGACGGAAGAAGACUAUGCAAAAUCGCAAUCCAAACCAAACUUAUGGAGACUAAACACAGUCCACAGAGUUGAAGAACUGAAAUCACUACUAAGAAUGGGUCCAAUUUGGGCAUCUGGUAUUCUUCUAUUCACAGCCUAUGUUCAACAAAACACUUUCUCACUUCAACAAGCAAAAACCAUGGACCGACACCUCACCAAAUCAUUCCAAAUCCCCGCCGGUUCCAUGUCUGUUUUCACCUUGACCUCAAUGCUGGCCACCAUUGUCUUCUAUGACCGUGUCUUUGUGCCCAUCAUGCGUAGAUUCACAGGGGUAGAGAGGGGAGUUUCUUUCCUUUGUAGGAUGGCCAUUGGUUUCACUAUAUCAAUUUUAGCCACACUCAUAGCCGGUUUCAUGGAAAUAAAGCGUAAAAAUGUUGCUUUUGCUCAUGGUUUGGCUGACAAGCCACACGAAACAAUUCCAAUUAUGGUGUUUUGGUUAGUACCUCAAUAUAGCCUUCAUGGGAUUGCCGAAGCGUUUAUGGCAAUUGGGCAUCUUGAGUUUCUGUAUGAUCAAGCUCCCGAAAGUAUGAGGAGUACCGCGGCUGCAUUGUUUUGGAUGGCGAUAUCGGCUGGAAAUUACAUGAGUACACUUUUAGUGACAUUGGUGCAUAAGUUUAGCCAAGGGAAAGAUGGAUCAAAUUGGUUGCCAGAUAAUAACUUGAACAGAGGAAGGUUGGAGUAUUUCUAUUGGAUGAUCACAUUGUUACAAGUUGUUAAUUUGGUCUACUACUCUUUUUGUGCUAAAUUUUACACUUUUAAACCCCUUGAGGUUGUUCAUAGAGGUGAUAAACAAAAUCAUGAGGUUGAGCUAGGAACCCAUGUUUAAUUUGAACUUUCUUUUGGUUAGGUGUUCAAAUAAGUAAACCAAAGGAACAUGUAGUGGUCAAGAUCAAAGGGGUAUAUAUGUAAAUUCAGGUAAACAGGCCUAGUUAGAUCAUAUGUUGUGGCUUGUACACGAUAAUUUAAAGAUUAUGAGUUUGAAUCUUA